ACAAUAGUGAAUGAGUUCAUUUAGUUUGUGCUCGGAAUUCGUUCAUUCCGAACUGUUCAUUCGCGAACGACACGUCACUAACUGAAAGCCUUAGAAGGCGGGUGGACUAUGCUCCAGGUAUCUCUUGGACAUCGUUCGUCGGCCCGUGGGAGGAAACUGGAAACUGCGCGACAUCAUUUGGUCCUUUGCUAGGCGGAUACUCCCCACACGCGACCGGCUGCAUGCGUGGGACAUCACGUCAACUGAGGCUGCCCGUACUGCGGCCGGGCAGAAACGAACUACCAUGUGGUAUUCGAGUGCCGCAUUUCCCGCAUCUUCUGGACCUUGGUUAGGCGUUGCACGAAUGUGCUCUGUCCCGCGCGGCGUGACCAAAGGCGCCCAAACAGGCUGAGUGUGCUAGUCGCCGCGUGUGGCGCUGCAGUGUUGUGGAAGGCCCAUUGCAAGGCUGUCGCUCCUCAGCGGCGGAACACCCCUAUUUUCCUGCUGGUUCGACAACUGCGCAUUCUUGUGACUAAUAGCUUACAACGAGAGCUCUUUGCACUUGGUGGUGACGAAUUUCUACAGCGGUGGCGGUUCCACCCUUCGCUUUUGGUGCAAGGGGGCUCCGUAUCUGUUCAAGGUGUCCCUCCAUGAACAGUACCUCUCUUUCAUUUCCCAUCACUCUCCAUCGAGUGUAAAUAGUGCAUAUCCCACCUCUCCCCACUCACCUCUUGAAGCGUCUCACCUUGAAGCACCUCUUGGUUCAUGCAGCGUAGCAAUGCAUAUAUCGCCCCUGAUAGCCUAAUAGCUCAUAGAUUGUAAAUAUUGUUCUCGAGGUGCUGACCAUGGACCGUUCCAUGCCGUAUUAAAUUUUCCUAACAGAAGAAAGCACACUGUAGCUGAGAUCCUUCCCAAUUCACUGUGGGCUGUGCAACGAAAACUGCAAUGUUGCCGACGGACCUGUGUUCUUGAGGCUCUGGACGGACGGAGGCUGUGAAGAGCGACUGCCGAGACGGACUCUUCGAUGCUAUAAGGCCCAUCUUCUUGCACUUGUCGCAAACAGCUUGAGAUAGACCCUGACCGCUGCGGUAUGAUCGGGCACCAUACUGUGUUGCAAUAACUUGAUGCCUUGUUUCUUGCUGGUCAGCAGGCAAAUCAGCUAAGCGAUGUCGGGAAUGUGCUAGUUCUCCUGACGGCUGACGGAGACUCUGUCCUUGGGCAGAAUGGUCUGAAGGUUUGCUUGACCCAGACAUUUCCUGUAGAUUUUUUGUUGUGUAGAAGAAAGUGGCGAACUUGCGUUGCUAUGAUGAGCACACUUCGGCGCUUGUCGAGGCUGCGAGGCUAACCUUUCCAGUGACUUCCUUCUUUUAUUGCAUCACCUCGCGCAAUCGGAAGUAACUGUCGGUGGUCAGUCUGUCUUCGGAGACGGCGAGGGGAAAACCGGGAGGACCGUGCACCAUGCCUCAUGGGGUAACUUCGCCAAUAAUCCUGGCGGUUACCGUGGUACAGGGAGCAUCCCAAUGAAGACUACUGAGGGAUGCUCACAUGUUUUCUGUGGUGUUUCUCACGUGUUUUCUAACCCCAGAGCAGGAGGGUUAGCACACCCCUCCCUCUCCUGUGCCACCAUCAUCUCUCCUCUCCCUCUUUCACCCUCCCCUCUUCUCCCUCCCCUGGGUGCACCGAGCCGCCACUUCAGAGCAGGCUGACCGCACCUUCCCCCUACAUUCCCCCCAUGCCACAUCGGGUGAAGAGGUGCGGGGGAAAGCAGGAGAAGAAGAUCCCUCAUACACAUAAGAUAGCUCUUGGCCGUACACCAAAGGAGUGUUGUACGUAUCCGUGUGUGCUUCCCGUUCAAAUCCAAGCUUUUGUAUUAACCUUCAUCGUCCAUGCGCCUACGUGAACCGAAAACAUUGUCUGUACGCUGUUAUCGUCCACUCAGUCAAGAGAUUACAACAGGGAGAAAGCUGUAAGAAGACAUUUUCAUCGUUUAGCAUGAAGCUCUUAUGCCAUGUAUUGCUAGCGCUCUUGUGCACAGCCAGUUGUAUCUCUGCCCAGACCCGUUCAACUGCCGAGAACUCCACGCCCUUCGUAAGAGAUGUCUCAUCAACUCCGAGAUUUUUCAACGCCCAGUCGAACACAGAAACAAACUCCAAGAGUGCGCCACCCAUAGAAGUGGCGUCGACAGCGAUUCGAACAACAUCCAGUGACCCUAACUCGACCCAUGUUCCCAUGACAACCACAGAACAAAGCGGCGGUGAUGCAUCGCGUGGGCUCACUACAUCACAGCUGCUUAUGAUCGUGCUCAUCCCUCUGGCUUGUAUAAUACUAGUUGCAGCACUGGUGGCGAGGUACUUCAAGAAGAAAUCGGAUCUGAGAAGUCUCGUGGAGACGAUAUAAUGCAGCGCCCUAGGACCUGGACAAGCGGUCGACGAGGGAGAUGUUCAUGGGGGAGACAUGUUUUGGCUGUGUCACUUCUAGUAAGGAAGAUGCUGUCAAUAAAGGAUGCCCAUAAUAGUGAA
This is a messenger RNA of Ornithodoros turicata, 2498 nucleotides long. RefSeq lists its product as uncharacterized. The record is from RefSeq and is a predicted model, not a curated record. The transcript has 6 exons. Lineage: Eukaryota; Metazoa; Arthropoda; Arachnida; Ixodida; Argasidae. Bases 1972 to 2376 code for a protein of 134 amino acids.